Dictyostelium discoideum AX4 is the source of this 342-nucleotide messenger RNA. RefSeq lists its product as hypothetical. Lineage: Eukaryota; Evosea; Eumycetozoa; Dictyosteliales; Dictyosteliaceae. Bases 1 to 342 code for a protein of 113 amino acids. The transcript has 2 exons. The record is from RefSeq and is a predicted model, not a curated record.
AUGACACUUUUCUUCUUUUCUUUGGGAACAAGAAGCUUCAUUGAUACCGAAUCGAUUUGUAAUUCGAGAAAUGUAAUUGAAAAUAUAUAUAGUAAUAAUAAUAAUAAUAAUAAUAAUAAUAAUAAUAAUAAUAAUAAUAAUAAUAAUAAUAAUAAUAAUAAUAAUAAUAAUAAUAAUAAUAAUAAUAAUAAUAAUAAUAAUAAUAAUAUUAAUAAUAAUAAUAAUAGUAAUAAUAAUAAUAAUAAUAAUAAUAAUAAUAAUAAUAAUAAUAAUAAUAAUAAUAAUAAUAAUAACAGUUCAAGUUUUGAAUAUUCUCCCACAAAAUUCAACUUACAGUAUUAA